This is a messenger RNA of Puntigrus tetrazona (Sumatra barb), 679 nucleotides long. RefSeq names its product fatty acid binding protein 4b (gene fabp4b). NCBI's taxonomy places the organism in Eukaryota, Metazoa, Chordata, Actinopteri, Cypriniformes, Cyprinidae. Gene Ontology annotation, biological process: fatty acid transport. The record is from RefSeq and is a predicted model, not a curated record. Gene Ontology annotation, molecular function: fatty acid binding. The transcript has 4 exons. The coding region runs from base 116 to 520 and encodes 134 amino acids. Gene Ontology annotation, cellular component: cytosol; nucleus.
AAUCUCCCUCCGUUCUGGUCUGAGCCUUUGCAACGCUUUAUAUACACGUUAAAAAAGUCCUUUAACCCUCCAGUUACUUCUUUGCUUUUAUUCAGUGCCGAGCAAAGCAAUAACGAUGGUCGAGCAGUUCGUUGGUAAAUGGAAAAUGACUUCCAGUGACAAUUUUGACGAAUACAUGAAGGCUGUAGGUGCUGGUUUCGCUUCCAGGCAAAUGGCUAACCUGGCAAAACCCAGUCUGUCGAUUGCCGUGGAUGAGCAGGGGUUCAUCUCCAUGAAGGCCGUCACUACCUUCAAGACCCUGGAAAUCAAAUUCAAAUUAGACGAAGAAUUCGACGAGACGACGGCAGACGACAGGAAAGUCCGGACUACUAUAAGCCUGGGGGAUGGCAAACUCAUUCAAAAGCAGACCUGGGAGGGGAAGAGCACAAUAAUCGAGAGAGAGAUUCAAGACUGCAAAAUGAUAGCGAAAUGUAUCAUGGACGAUGUGGUGGCUGUCAGGACAUAUGAGAAAGAUGCGUGAUGAAAGACGCACGAACUCUGGGCUUUAAGACCAGUUUAAGACCUCACUGGGUUUUCGUUUGGUUGAAUUUGACUGGUCUGAUGUGGGUAUACGAAUCGCUUUGCUGCAACUGGUUUUUAUUUUGCUUUGUAAACAUAAUAAAAAAUACAAACGAUCAAA